Molecule: messenger RNA, 2120 nt
Organism: Didymodactylos carnosus
Lineage: Eukaryota; Metazoa; Rotifera; Eurotatoria; Philodinida; Philodinidae
Source: the annotation of a GenBank genome assembly
UUAUUUUUCGACGUAAUAGAAGCCCCUGGGCUUCUAAUACACCUUCCACAUCCAUUGCUCCAGAGGGGGCUUCUAAUACGGGAGGGCUUCUAAUAUGGGGGAGGCUUCUAUUAUGGGGGGGGGUUUACUCUUAGUAUUUCGUUAUUUAAGGCGAAAUAUUCGAGCGUAAUUCGAUGUUUGCUUGUUUUAUUACGUGGUUUCACGUAUUUAGUAUUCACUUAAACCAUUGGUGAACACUUACCGGGUAUUCCCAAUCCUCUUCACUGUUUUCCUUAUUGAUCUUCGGUCGAACUGUUGUCAUCCAUAUCGGGUCAUACUAUAUUCUUGGUCAAUAGCCGUUCGGGACAUUUCCUCUACUUUUUACCAAAGGCUUUUCUGGUUUACUUCUCUAUUCGAACAAUAUUCAAAAAUCAUGAAGAAUAAGAGUCGUAGUCAGCCGCGAAAAUCAGCACACCGUCCAAUCCCUACAAUGCCCGAUUUCUAUGAAGGACAGCGCGUGCUGGCCUGGCAUGCCAAAUAUCAAAAGUCUCUUCUUGCACACAUGAUCACCUUACUCCCACAAAAACAUGGCUGUCUGGUCAAUUUCGAUCAAGAUGAUGUAACGGCUCUCAUCAGUUUUAAAGAUAUAUGUACCCUAUGUGCUUUGUAACACUAUUUCUAUCAGUUUAUAUAUUUUUGGGUAUAUUAGUUGAUUCGUUUAAAAUAGAUAAACCUUAAAACGUCAUAUAAAUGUUACCAAAACGGAGAGAAAAACAUUAAGCAUGUUAGUCAUUAGAGAUGACAGAUAUAAAAGGUAAACUUUAUUUAUGAUACGGGUAAAGUACCUUAGUUGUAUCAUGAGCAAGGAAAGAAAAAGUCUUGCAUAUGAAUAGUUUUCGUAUUCUUCUCAUUGACUCAUAAUUCCUUGCUAGCUCAAAGCGGUUGAAAACGUAUAUAUUGUUGCUCUAACGGUUCGUUGGCAAAGAAUAUCAAAUAAUGGAUGAAGAUUUAGCGUUUUGCUUUAAUAAACUAAUCGAAAAACAAAAACAAUUUAUUGAAGAAGCAAAAUAUGAAACUCAAAAGCAAUAUGAAUUUGAACAAAAUCAAUUAAAAGAAAAAAAAUCUGUUUAUGAAGAGGAACGAGAAAAAAUUGAUGAAACAAUAGAAAGAUUAUUAUUAAUUAACAAAAAUCUUUUUCUUGAAAUAAUUUACCAAAUGAAAAAACAUUUAAAAUAAAGUUGGAAAAAAUCAUCAUAACUUACGAGCCUAUUGAGCAAAGAACAGAAUUAAUAAAUUUAUUUCUAAGACAAGUGUUUGAGAUUGAUAAUGAAAUUCAAGAAUUAUAUAUCAAUGAAGUCUCAAAAACACCAACAAAGAAUUGGUUUUAUCAAUUAGAUAAAUGGUUUGACAAAAAAUUGUUAGAAUUACAAUUUUUAUUUCAAUCAAUAACAAAAUUAUAUGAGAAAAAAAUUUAUUUUCAAAAUAAUAUCUUAAUUCUUGGCCCAUUAUUAUUAGAGAAACGAGAACAACAAAUUAUUCAUGAUCUGAUUUUCAAAUUACGGCUAAUUCAUAACGAAGAAAUCAUUGAGUUUAAUCGGGUUUUUGAUGAACAAAAUCCUAAUAUUGAUCGUUCUUUAUAUAUUUCAACGCUCGUAUCUAUUGCACUACAAAUAUUUGGUAUUCACGACGUAAUUAUUAAACCUGUUGUUCGCAUGAUCAGAAACAAUGAAAGAGAAUUUUUGAGAAGGAAAAUUAUUCGACAAAUGGAUGAACAAUUUAAUCAAUUAGUAGAAAACAUAAAAAAUACCAAAAAUUCAGUGAGUUUUAAACAAUCUGAAGCGAAUGCAUGGUUACUUAAAAUUGAAAAAAUAAGAUUUAAUCGUAUUAAUGAAUUUGAAAAUUUAUCACAAGGAAAUUAUCAUAAAAAUUUAGUAAAACAGGAACAAGAUAUUAUUGAUUUAAAAUAUAUUAUAAGUAAACUAAGUUGUGGAUCAUCAUAUUCGAAUUAUUUUCAACAAAAGUUAGCAAUUGAACGAAAAAGUAUAAUAAAAGAUUUAAUUGUUUGGAAAGCACCACCAGUAUGGAAAAGACAGAUACAACUCUCCCAAAUGAUGGCAGUAGUUUUCCAUGAAAUAAAAUAG